GGGGGCUAACGUCGAGCUGCGGACCGUUUCUGGGCUGAUGCUAACAGUUAGCUAACGUUAGCCUGGUUAUGUUUGUGACCUUGUGAGGAGGUAGCAUUUUAGCCACAGCGGCUAGUUUGACUCUUGCUUUGCAGCUUGCAUGCUGUGGUCACAUAUAUAUUUUGUAUAAUGUGUGCUUGCUUAUCGUUGUCUGACUUAAAUGGUGAUUUUAAAAAACGGCACGGGUAAACUGAGGAGCUACAGACGCUGCUGUGUCUGACGUUAUAUCUUUGACUUUUCUGUUUCUAUAACUAACCUUUAAUUUGUCUUUGUCGUUGUGGUGGUUUGUCUUCCUCGAGCAGCUUAGAUGCACUGAUGGGGAUCAGUACUGAGCAAUAUCGGUUUAAAAUGCAACCUGUGUAUUUUGUUGCUUGUUAGCGGUGGUGAAUGAAAUACUCAGACAUUUUACUUGAGUAAAAGUAGUAAAACAACAGUGCAGAAAUACACUGUUACAAGUAAUUGUCCUGCAUUUCAAAUCUUUCAUAGGUAGAAGUAAAAAAUUACAAGCAUCAAAAUUUAAUUAAAGGUCCAGUAUUUAGGAUUCAGGGGCAUCUGUUGGCAGAAAGAUAUAAAUAUAUAUAGGCUAAUAUUCAUAACUAACGUAUGUUUUCUUAAGUCCAUAAUCACCUGAAAAUAAGAAUAGUUUUGUUUCUGUUACCUUCAAAUGAAUUGUUUCUAUCUGCAUAUGGAGUGGUUCUUCUUCUACAGAGACCGCCAUGUUGUUUUUACAGUUAACCCAAAUGGACAAAUCAUGGAUGUAUAAAUACCCCUUUUUCCAUUACCACCUUUGGCCAUGAGGAGUGUGGUGCUGAUUUGUCUUUCCAUUAUCAGUUAAGACAAGCUAGCCAUGCCAGAGAUGGACCAUCUCUGGAGUUGGGUAAAAAGCUAGCCGGACCGCCUCGAAUAAGGUAGUGGUGAUGGCUCGCAUAUCACAGCCAACCCCCAACAACAACUCCCUUUCUCUCCCGAAACAAGCCUGCGUGUUGCGAGACUCAACUCACAUGUGUCUGUGCAGGAGAUCCACUUGAAUCAAUCCCAACCAAGCCAAGCCAGCACAUGAGUGUGGGGAAAAAACGGUAAAAGAGACCUGGAUACAACAAUGGAGGCAGGACUCCGUUGAUACCUAUGAAAGUUGUGACGUGGCGCACAAAGCCAAAAACAUUCAGCUGCCACCUAUAAAAUUACCUAGAUGAUCGGUGCUGCUUCCACAUUAUUGAGCCCAUAAAAUAUGUGCACCUGAGAUUUCUGCUGAGCAAGCUGGAUCCUUCAGUUUUAGCGCUCUGCUUACUUGAAUGAGGGGACAAAAAUGAUUUUAUCGUGCGGCUCUUUGAGACUUUGGAAAUGUUAUCGGACAAAAUGGCACAAAUCCUGACAGUGAAACGAGUCAUUUCGCAGGGGUUUUGACAAUCAACAAAUGUGUCCACUCAGUGACAGACGUUUCUUCUUUUUGGGCCCCAUUGCAUCAUGUGACAGGCUUGAAAGUAGUAAUUCCACUGUUUAAAAAAAACAAAACAAAAAAAAACAACAAAAAGGGUUCACAACUCGGCGCGCUUCCUGGGGGCCAGGAACAAAUUAAACGCUGGCUCUAGAUAGGACCAUUAGUGUUUUUGCGUCAGCUUCCAUAAUCCUCCUACACACUUGGCACACGGGAGAAGUUUCAGUUCCACAACGUCACCGCCGGAUGCCACUAAAUCUUACACACUGGACCAAGUAUCAAAAGUAAAAAUACUUUGCAGAAUGAUCCAUGUCAAAGUAAUAAUUAUAUCAUAAUACCUUGUCAAUUGACUGACGUGUAAACAGAAGAUAUUUGUUUCAGUUAAUACACAUCAGUGCAUCAGUAGUGACUGUGCUUAUUCAAUAGCAUAAGCCAUAGCAUUGACAACAGCAUGUUGUGUCUGUGUUGUGGUGUUUCAGCAGCAGCAGGGAUCCUACAGUCCUUUGGAAUUAAUUUGGCAUACAUCAGCAGUAAUAUUGUUUUAUAACUCCUGACAUUAUGCAAAUAUGAACUAAAUCAAGUUACUUUUGUUAUUUAGUUUUUUGCAAAUGUACAUCCUAAAAACAAUCAAGUAUGUGGCUGUAGGAACUCUAUUGUUUGUCGGCUGUGCAUUGAAAAAGCAGACAUCUUGCUUUCGAUCUUUCCCUCUGGCUUCUACUCCCUCUUCACUCACUCACUCACUCACUCACUCACACACAACAAUCCCUAUUUAUUUCUUGCUUCUCUCCCUCCUCUCCCCCCUUUCCCCCACCUCCUCGCCUGAACCCUAGGGAGCCCAAACAGUGUCCGAGUUGCUGAUUGACCUGUCAGAGUACGUCAAUCUAACCUCGCCGGCGGCGCUCGCCUUGGCACAGACCCAGCGGCAACCACCUAAACCACCACCAGACAAUACUAGGGCGUCUGCUACACAGUUAGUUAGCGCCCAGACCGACCAGCUAGACAGACCAAACAAACCAGUUGUUGGUAGACAAUUUUUGUAAGUUUCCGCUGGUGUUAUCCUCCCACCCUGUUACUGACCUCCCCACAUCCCAGUCAGCUGUAGUAGUCCAGUCCAAGGGUGCCAGAGUCGUAGUUUCCCGCUCCUUCGCUGACUUCACGUCUCAGGCUACCUUUGACAUCAAGAAAUGCGACCUGCACCGUCUGGAGGAGGGUCCCCCGUUAAAGGCGGAGAUGACGCGGGAGCAGGGACUGCAGUAUUAUCGCAUCAUGCAGACUGUGAGGCGCAUGGAGCUCAAAGCUGAUCAGCUCUACAAACAGAAGAUCAUCAGAGGCUUCUGUCACCUGUAUGAUGGACAGGAAGCAUGUGCAGUUGGCAUUGAGGCAGCCAUCAACCCCUCUGAUCACCUGAUCACCGCCUACCGCGCCCACGGCUACACAUAUACCCGGGGUGUCUCCAUCAAAGAAAUCCUGGCCGAGCUCACCGGUCGUAGGGGCGGAGUGGCCAAAGGAAAAGGAGGGUCGAUGCACAUGUACGCUCCACAUUUCUACGGAGGGAACGGCAUAGUGGGAGCACAGGUUCCUUUAGGAGCUGGCAUUGCUCUGGCCUGCCAGUACCAAGGCAACAAUCAGUUGUGUGUCACGCUCUACGGAGACGGGGCAGCCAAUCAGGGUCAGCUGUUUGAGUCGUUCAAUAUGGCCGCCCUGUGGAAGCUGCCGUGUAUCUUCAUCUGUGAGAACAACAAGUACGGCAUGGGGACGUCAGUGGAGAGAGCGUCAGCCAGCACUGACUACUACAAGAGAGGAGACUUCAUACCAGGAAUCAGAGUAGAUGGGAUGGAUGUCCUGUGUGUCAGAGAGGCCACCAAGUUUGCUGCAGAUCACUGCAGAUCUGGAAAGGGUCCGAUUGUAAUGGAGCUGCAGACUUACCGUUACCACGGACACAGCAUGAGUGACCCAGGUGUCAGCUACCGCACUCGUGAUGAGAUUCAGGAAGUCCGCAGUAAGAGUGACCCCAUCACCAUGCUGAAAGAGCGCAUGCUCAGCAACAACAUGGCAUCCGUAGAGGAGUUCAAGGAAAUUGACAUUGCAAUCCGUAAGGAGGUGGAGGAGGCGGCUCAGUUUGCUACAUCAGAUCCAGAGCCACCACUGGAGGAGCUGUGCAACCACAUCUUCAGCAACGACUCAGCGCUGGAGGUCCGCGGGACAAACCCCUGGGUCAAACUCAAGUCCGUCAGCUAGACUCACACACACACACUCCAAAUAUACGCACACUGACCUUCCACCCAGUGUUAAACAAAGUCCCUCCAGCUGCACCCAUGUCCUGACUUUUAACGCUCAGCACCUCCUUCCUCGAUUGUAGAUCAUUCCGCACCUUAAUAGGACUCAGCUCUGACCUGAAACCUGUCAGUGUUAUUUAUUUAUAGUUUUAUAUAGAGAUAUAUUCUUUGUCUGUGUGUUUGUUCUGCCGUACAUCUGACCAGUCUGUUGGCGUUGUAUCAUCAUCAUCAUCAUCAAGCUGUGGCGAGCUGUUGCCAGAUGUUUGUGGUGUAUGAGAAGAUUCUUCAGAGGGCGCUGUGUGUGCUUUAACAAGUUUUAAAUACUGCAGGGCUGCGCAAUAUACGCACAAAACUUAGGUUUCCUCAUUUUUUCCCCCUAGAAUGGCUUGUCUGUUUUAAAUUCCUCCACUUUUUGGUAGCAUUUUUAGCUGUUUUUCCAGCUUUAAAUGUUCAGAAAAAUUUGGACUCUGCUUGAAGAAAAUUGUCCGAAUCACUAUUUUCCUUCCAAGAAACCAUCGGCAGCUUUAAAAAACAAAAACAAAAAAAAAACAAUUGUGGAUAUUUUAAUGUCGAUCAUAAAGCAAUCAAUCAUCAGUUGAGUCUUUGACUUUUCAGACCUCUUUUGCUUUAGUUUUAAGAUGUUUUUAAGAGACUGCAGGAAAGAAUUCAGUAUGUUUGUGUCAGCGUGCUGGAAAUGCACUACAGGGCAAGAUAAGCAAAAUACAUUUACUCUACUGUACUGUACUUAAGUACAAUUUUUAGGUAAUUACUAAAUUUUCUGUUAAGGCUUCAGAGGGAAAUAUUUGUACACAUCUGUAUUUACUAGAUACAGUUAGUGACUUUGCAGAUUCAGAUUAUUAAUAUGAAUUUAUUAACAAAUCUAUUCUGAUUUAUUAUUUGAGAGUAGAAGAAGCAAUACAGUCAUUCAAAUGAGCUGCAGCUGCAACAUUAAAGUGAUGAACACAUGAAUGCAUCAGUAAUUAUAAUCCAAUAAGAUGUAUUAUUCUGAAAUGAGCCAUUCUGCAUAAUGAGUACUUUUACUUUUAGUACUUUAGGUAUAUUUUGGUGCUUUUGUACUCCAGUAAAAUACAGGACAGUUACAUGUUACAGGUUUUCGACAUGGCCGUACUGCUACUUUUAAGUAAAAGAUCUGAAUACUUCUCCUCCCACUAGUUUGAAAGGACAUGUUACAAUCACAAUUUCCAGACCUGAAAAGUUGUGGAAUUAGUCUAAGUCAUUGAAAGUCUUGGUAAAGUAAAAAGUAUAAUGUAGUUGCUACCGUAAUCUUAUGUGGAUAACACUCUGCAUAAUGUAACAUAACAGCAUAUUAAUUUUCUUCAGCUAUGUACAUAACAUAGCUCUAACAUGAAUCAGUGUGUGACAGAGUUUUGUUUACCAUCAAGUACAUUUCAUUAGUUUCUCCGUGGGUUCGUCUCUUCCUUCCUGUAUGCCAGCUACCUGAAAUGAUGUUUGAAUUGAGUUUGAAUCUGGUAUGUAAACGUCGAGCAAGUGGGACAAGAACAAAAACAAUCUUCAUUUUGGGUUCUUGGAAAGUCAUGGAAAACUAUGGGAAUUUUUGUCCAUGAAAAUGUGUGGAACCGCAGGUAUAAUGUGAAACUGGUAUACUGCUGCAACAAUAGUAGGAAUUUAUCAAAUGAUGAUUUACGAAUAUUGAGAUGACUGUUGAUCAGUCCUUAAAAGCCUGAAUUUAAAUAUUUAAUAUUAAGCAAAGGUUUUAUUUAGGUUUUAUUUAUAUUAUUUAAUAGUUUACUUUCUGGACACAUUUUAGUCAGUGGUUUUAUGUGACUGCUACAUGUAAUGAUGCACUUAAAAUAUGGAGUGACUAUUUGUGUUUUCAAAUUUGGCAUAUGAGAAAACUUGAACGAAAAAACAGCAGUAGCACUAACCAGAUUUUCUGUUCCUCUCUACAAGUAACUCUCUGGUCCUUUAUAAGAAAGUUUACUGUUACUGAACCUGAACUUGGACAGAUAUAAAGCUUUACUUGACUGUUUGUGUGUUUGUGUUGAACUGAAAGACUGUUUGGCUGUAAAAUAAAUGCAAUCAGAAGGUGUGGAGACAAA
This is a messenger RNA of Epinephelus fuscoguttatus (brown-marbled grouper), 5831 nucleotides long. It is a transcript of the gene pdha1b, whose product is annotated as pyruvate dehydrogenase E1 subunit alpha 1b. The transcript is spliced from 13 exons. The record is from RefSeq and is a predicted model, not a curated record. NCBI's taxonomy places the organism in Eukaryota, Metazoa, Chordata, Actinopteri, Perciformes, Serranidae. Bases 2705 to 3712 code for a protein of 335 amino acids. Gene Ontology annotation, cellular component: intracellular membrane-bounded organelle. Gene Ontology annotation, molecular function: pyruvate dehydrogenase (acetyl-transferring) activity. Gene Ontology annotation, biological process: pyruvate decarboxylation to acetyl-CoA.